AUGACUCAGGCCUCCCACUGGCUCACAGUGUAUCGGACUGGGGACCGAGGCUUCCUGCGGGCCGACGGCGCUUUGUUCCUUGUUGGUCGAAUGGAUGGAGACACUCAGGUCAAGCUUCGAGGUUUCAGAAUCGAGCUUGCUGAGGUUGAGAAUGCUAUUAUCAAAACUGCCGAGGGUAAAUUAGCGCAUGCCGUACUUAAUCUGCGGGAAGAGCACGAAAAUAAGUUCCUGGUAGCCCAUGUGGUCUUCUCCAGUGGCAAUGAUCAGAUUGAGCAACAGGCAUUGGUCAACAAACUUCAAGCGACGCUCCCAGUGCCAGAAUACAUGCGCCCUGCAAUGAUCAUCCCACUGGAUGAGAUUCUGUUGACUGCACACUUCAAGGUCAAUCGCAAAGCGAUCCAGGCUCUACCCCUUGAUGCAGCAUCCGUUGUGGGCCAGGCUUCGCUAAACCGAAAAAUAACUCCUCGGGAACAAGAUCUUGAGAGUCUCUGGCGAAGUGUUUUGCCUGUGUCUUCUCUGCACUCCAUCACCUCUACCACCAACUUAUUCCAUGUCGGAGGCAGCUCUUUGCCUCUUGUCAAGGUACAAAGAUUAAUCAAAGACAAGCUCCUCGCUGCGCCAAAGCUAAAUGAGCUGAUGAAUGCCGGUCGGCUGGCUGAAAUGGCUUCUCUCAUUGAAACAACACUAUCAUCCUGCAUCGACUGGGAUGCCGAGGUAUCCAUCCCAGAGUCAUGGGAGAUUGAAUUCUCUAACAUUGUUGGAUCAGCUCCACGCUCUGCGCAGGAGGGAGUUCAGGUCCUCUUGACUGGUGCAAAAGGAUACCUUGGAAGACAUUUGCCACAACUCAUACAGUCCAGCAACAUUUCGAAGAUUUUCUGCCUUGUGCGUCUUGGUACCGACAUGGAAGCAAUUCGAGCCGAAUUCGAACAUUUCGCGUCCGAAACAGAUGUGAUUCUCCACUUAGCUGCCAACAGAUUUUUCUGGGAUGACUACGAAAUCCUGAGAAGUGUCAAUCUUUUUUUGGUGAAAGAAAUUGCUCGUUUGGCGCUUGGUCGUCGCAUCCCCAUUCACUUCCUGUCGUCCGGGGCAAUUCGCGUGUAUGAGGACCUAGACGCACGGAAGCUCUACGAGAACACUGCCAGCGAUAACGCCCGUCUGCCUCCUGAUGAUGGUAGCGAUGGUUUUGCUGUGCCGGAGACCGACGAAAUGGUCAACCAGCUCGUGAACGUUGUCAGGAACCUUGGCAUCCGCUCUGCGAUGAAUGAACUUGCGGGAUGGGCUGACACCAUCCCCAUGCAUUUCACUGUUGAGAUAGUCCGUACUGCGCUUCUCGACCAGGAUAACAUCUCCGCAUUGACGGUGGUGGAGCAUCCUGCUGAGAGACGUAUUGAUUGGCGACGAUUUAUCGAGGCACUCACGACAGACACUCAGUUGUGUGAACUUCCCUCUAUGCCAACACUGCUGUGGAUUGGAGAAGCAAAAAGGGCGGGCUUCAGUUAUUUCAUGCCGUCGCAUCGUCUGAUUGUGAAGAGUGACACUGGUGAUAUAGUUUCAAGGCGUUGA
Molecule: messenger RNA, 1563 nt
Organism: Penicillium argentinense
Lineage: Eukaryota; Fungi; Ascomycota; Eurotiomycetes; Eurotiales; Aspergillaceae
Exons: 3
Coding region: 1-1563 (520 amino acids)
Biological process (GO): secondary metabolite biosynthetic process; amino acid activation for nonribosomal peptide biosynthetic process
Cellular component (GO): cytoplasm
Molecular function (GO): phosphopantetheine binding
Source: RefSeq, a predicted model, not a curated record